Aspergillus steynii IBT 23096 is the source of this 789-nucleotide messenger RNA. RefSeq names its product acetate uptake transporter family protein. The coding region runs from base 1 to 789 and encodes 262 amino acids. The record is from RefSeq and is a predicted model, not a curated record. Gene Ontology annotation, molecular function: acetate transmembrane transporter activity. Lineage: Eukaryota; Fungi; Ascomycota; Eurotiomycetes; Eurotiales; Aspergillaceae. The transcript is spliced from 3 exons. Gene Ontology annotation, cellular component: plasma membrane.
AUGAGCUACGCCAAUGACGAGGAACAACGCCGGUCGUACCAUGUCGGCUUCGGUCCUUUGGCGCAUGUCAACACCGCCGAGACGCAGCUUCCUGCCUUCGGUGGUGAGAUGCAACCGGGUCUCUACCGGUCAGUGAAGCAUCGUAAAAUCGCAAACCCGGCGCCUCUGGGCCUCUGCGCUUUCGCUUUGACCACCUUUAUUCUGGGAUUGGCCAAUAUGCAGGCGCGUGAUAUCACGGAGCCGAACAUUGUCGUGGGAUCGGCCUUUGCAUAUGGUGGUUUGGUGCAGCUAUUGGCUGGCAUGUGGGAAAUGGCCGCCGGAAAUACGUUCGGUGCCACCGCGUUGUCCUCGUACGGUGGAUUCUGGAUUUCUAUGGCCAUCGUCUUCACGCCUGGCGGGUUCAGUAUCCAAAAGUCACUGAUCGAAGCGGACAAUGGAGGAAUGGGAAUGUUCUAUGACUCCCUGGGUCUGUUCCUUAUGGGCUGGUUCAUAUUCACCUUCCUCCUUCUCACCUGCACCGUCAAGUCUACUGUGACAUUCUUCUCGCUCUUCCUGUCUCUCGAUCUGGCGUUCCUGCUGCUCGGUAUCGGGUACAUCCGCCGCGACGCCAUGGAUGCCCCCAACACGCCCAUCAUCAAGGCCGGUGGGUUCUUCGCGCUGCUGGCGGCGUUCUUGGCGUGGUAUAUUGCCCUGGCGGGUAUUGCGGACGAUAGUAACAGUUUCUUCAUUAUUCCCGUUUUCCACUUCCCCUGGUCUGAGAAGGGUAGGAAGGGGAAGAAGAAUGCUUAG